AUGGCGCGCAAAAUUCUAUGUGUGGCGGAGAAACCGGCCAUUGCGCGUGCAGUAGCCACGCACUUGUCCGGAGGAUCUUUUCAGACUCACUCAAUCCGCGGCAAUAACUAUGUCAAGAAUUAUGAGUUUGAGUUCAAUUUUGGUGGUCCCUGGGGGAACUGCUCCGUUACCAUGACUAGUGUGAUUGGUCACCUCACGGGCCUUGACUUUGAACGCCAGUACAAGGGCUGGACGUCUUGUCCGCCUGGUGCAUUAUUUGAGGCUCCAGUAAAUGAAGAUGUUGAUAAGGACAAGCUACCGAUUGCAGAAAACAUUCGAAAUCAAGCCAGGUACAGCCAAGCCCUGUUCAUCUGGACUGAUUGUGAUCGAGAGGGAGAGCACAUUGGUAGUGAAGUCCGCAAUCAAGCCAAAAGCGGAAACGCGCGCAUCGAGGUCAAGAGAGCCAAGUUUAGCAAUACCGAGAGAGCUCAUGUCCUCCGUGCUGCUCGAGAGCCGGUAGAGCUUGAUGAAUAUCAAGCCAACGCUGUGGCUGCCAGAAUCGAGCUUGACCUCCGCAUCGGUGCGGCGUUCACUCGGCUACAGACUCUUCAGCUUCAAGCUGUGGUAGCUGUUUUAAAAGAGAAAAUUAUCAGCUACGGAUCGUGUCAGUUUCCUACGCUAGGAUUCGUAGUCGAUCGGUACCUACGGGUAAAGAACUUCAAGCCCGAGACCUUUUGGGGCAUCAAAGUCAUGCUCCAGCGUGAAGGAAAGAAAGUCAACUUCCUCUGGAAGCGGGUUCACCUAUUUGAUCGUGCAGUGGUAACGAUGAUGCUGGAGCGCUGUUUGAUCGCGAAAGAGGCCACGGUUACAAAGGUCAACCAGAAGCCCAAAAGCAAGUGGCGGCCUUUACCCUUGACGACCGUCGAUCUUCAAAUGAUGGGCACUCGAUUUCUUCGCAUGGACGGUCAAACCAUCAUGAAAGUGGCCGAAGCCCUUUAUACAAAAGGAUUUAUCAGCUACCCCAGAACGGAAACAGAUCAAUUCGACAAGGCCAUUGACCUGAAGAAAUUGGUUGAAAAACAGUUCCCGGACACUGAAUGGGGUCAAUAUGCUCGAGAUCUCAUUGACGGCAAAUUCAGAACACCUCGAUCCGGUCGUCAUAACGACAAGGCCCAUCCACCUAUCCAUCCAGUCAGCUGGGUCUCACCGAGCCAGCUCAAUGUCAAUGAGAAAAAAGUGUACGAAUUUGUGACCCGGCGGUUCCUCGCUUGUUGUUCCGACGACGCCAAAGGCCAAAGCACAGAUAUUGAAAUCCUCUACGGCGAAGAAAACUUCCACGCCAAUGGUCUGCUCGUACUGGAGAGAAACUAUCUCGAUGUCUACGUCUAUGACAAAUGGGAAAGCAGCCAACAGCUACCCAAAUUUGAACGAGGAGAAAAGUUCGUGCCCACUGAAGCGAACAUGUUCGAGGGCAAGACUACCGCACCAAACUAUCUUACAGAACCAGAACUGAUUGGUCUGAUGGAUGCGAAUGGCAUAGGCACCGACGCAACCAUGGCAGAGCACAUUGCUAAGAUUAAAGAGCGUGAAUACGUCGUCACGCACAAGCGAGGAAGUGGCCGCACUUCGGUUGAAGAACUCAUUCCGACUCGCUUGGGCAUCGCUCUUGUUGAGGGAUACGAUAAUGUUGUUGCAGGUCUUCCAAAUAGUAUCUCGCUUAGCAAGCCAUUCCUGCGUAAGGAAAUGGAGUUAAGGAUGCUUGAGAUUUGUGCGGGCACGAAGACCAAGCAGGAAGUCGUGCAGCAGAGCCUUGAUAUGUACCGUGAGGUCUUUAUUCAUACCCAAAGACGCAUUGACAUGUUAAAGAAUGCUUGUCGGAAAUAUCUCGUCGAAACUUGA
Molecule: messenger RNA, 1878 nt
Organism: Penicillium odoratum
Lineage: Eukaryota; Fungi; Ascomycota; Eurotiomycetes; Eurotiales; Aspergillaceae
Product: DNA topoisomerase 3
Exons: 6
Coding region: 1-1878 (625 amino acids)
Biological process (GO): DNA topological change
Cellular component (GO): nucleus
Molecular function (GO): DNA binding; DNA topoisomerase type I (single strand cut, ATP-independent) activity
Source: RefSeq, a predicted model, not a curated record